This is a messenger RNA of Trichechus manatus latirostris (Florida manatee), 657 nucleotides long. RefSeq names its product membrane spanning 4-domains A13 (gene MS4A13). The transcript is spliced from 5 exons. Gene Ontology annotation, cellular component: membrane. The coding region runs from base 4 to 657 and encodes 217 amino acids. Lineage: Eukaryota; Metazoa; Chordata; Mammalia; Sirenia; Trichechidae. The record is from RefSeq and is a predicted model, not a curated record.
AUCAUGAUCGGCAUCUUUCAUGUUUUCAUGUGGUAUUUUGUAAUGUUUUUGUAUAUGGGACAAAUUCAAGGAGUCUUUGGAAUAUAUGAACCUUUAACUUACAAAACAGGAUGUGCUUUAUGGGGAGUUAUUUUUAUCCUUUCAGGAAUCUUUAUAAUAAGAAAAGAAAAGCAUCCAAGUCACUGUCUGGUCGCAUGUGCUUUGUCCAUGAACAUCCUCUCCACAGUUGCUGCAAUCAUUGCACUAAUUCUAACAGUAAUUGAAUUGUCUCAGUUUCAUUCUGUGUCAUAUAGGAAUUAUGGACAAGCGAAACUUGGGAGGGAAGUGUCACGUAUUUUAUUGGUCUCCUACCACUUGGAAAUUUCCAUUGCAUUUAUAUACUCACUCUUCACCUGCAUUGAUUUGGUCCGCGGACACAGUAUGACGCCGGCACAGCAAAGGAAAGGUGACAUCUCGGUCACCCUACCUCCUCACUCUAGUCCUAGGAGCCUUACAGGUCCAGCGGAGCUGUGGGGAGGCGAGGGAGGGGGCCGGAGAGCAGGGGCACCGCUCUUCCGGUGUCCGCGCGGGUCUCCACGCGCAGCGCCCCACGCAGCCGCGCUCUUGGCUACAACCGCGGCUUUGGAACCGAACGUGGGCGAUGAAGGCCACGGCUGA